This is a messenger RNA of Coprinopsis cinerea okayama7#130, 1641 nucleotides long. RefSeq lists its product as hypothetical. The record is from RefSeq and is a predicted model, not a curated record. The transcript is spliced from 2 exons. Bases 1 to 1641 code for a protein of 546 amino acids. Lineage: Eukaryota; Fungi; Basidiomycota; Agaricomycetes; Agaricales; Psathyrellaceae.
AUGCACCAAUGUCUCUCAGUGACUGAGAUAUUCACGCACAUCUGUGCCAUAUUAUCUACCCAAGGCGCUCGUGGAGAUCUUGCCUCUCUUGCUCGCACAUGUCGGGCCUUUCAUGGGCCUGCUACAGAGGCGCUCUGGGAGCGUCUUGACGAUAUAGGCCCACUCUUUGACCCCAUGGAAGGCGAUUUGUAUGAGUUCGAAGAGCCGCGGUCUCAUUUGUUGGUACUACCUAGGUCAACGCGAUGGUGUAACCUGUGGGAGUUGACCUUCAAUCGACCAGCUACCGCCACGGACUUGGCCAAAUUCAAAGCUCGUGCAUCACGGGUUCGCUACCUUUCAGUCCAGUUGAAAUUCGACGACUCUUGGUGGGAGAUACUUUCGAAGCUCCAGGCCCUCGCAACAUACACGGACUACCCAUUUUUCUCCAAGCUACUGGAAUUACGCAUCGACGAGUUUGCUACCUCGCAGUACGAUGACAUUCCACUAGAUCUCUCCCGCUUGGGACCAUUUGCCACCGCCAGUCUGCAUCACCUUCAUUUCAACUUCUCAUUCUAUGACAACCAUAGCGUUACUUUUUUCACUGAUUUCGUGCGCCGCUUCCCGUCGCUACUGGAUCUGCGAGUUCAAAUACCCCUUUACGAGGAUGUCGUCUUUCCCAGGUCCUUCGAAGACAUGGUCCCUAACUGGGAUGCACUGCAGCGGGUGGAGAUUGCUGUGCACUAUCGGGAGCAGCUUCAAGCAUUGUCGCGAUUGGGCCACCUGGAGAGGCUGCAAAUCGGAAUACUCUUCUGUGAAGGCAUCCCGGAUGAAGAUAUCGCCAGAAGCGGCGGUUUUCCGAAAUUGCGAGACCUUUCAGUACAGGCGGGAGCGAAAUUCGACCUUUGCAUACGCUUCCUUUCGCUUCUCCGAGACACGCCGCUUUGUAACCUUGGGGUCGAAACUAGCACAAUCAGCCCCGAUGGUCUAUCCCAGCUUUUCGACACUUUGACCCGUCACGUCAACCCGCGGUCCUUGGAGAUUCUUCGAGUCAGAGACAAUCGACGUCGGUUUGAAGGACUACCUCCCUUGGUGGACGACCCUUACCAGCUCCAUUCCCUUCAACCCUUCCGCAAUCUCCGCACCCUUAUUUUGCAGAUUCCAUUCGUCUCCACGCUUUUGCCCAUCCUCUCACUUGGACAAUUCGCCCCUUCCCUGACCACGUUGCAAUUAGGAUAUUUUGGCGCAGUUAUCCCGGCCUAUUUCGAGCCAAAGAUCCACAUCCAAGAGCUCGCCGCCAUCUGCCAAACCUUUCCCCGAUUGACAGAACUCGCGAUACCAGUCGACGCCUCCAAGCCCGCAGAACCUAGCCCGACGCAGGCUCAUGCAGAACAGCAGACGAGACUGACGAAGUUGUCCGUGUCAAUGUCGCCCAUCGACUGUACAUCCGAAGUCGCGCUCUUCCUUUCCGACGCCUUCCCCAAUCUCGAAUCCCUGCAUGCAUCACAGUUGUCGUGUGGGCCGUCUCGGCCUCGUGCCUUCAAUUGGACUGAUCAAGCUCCCGAGUGGCACAAAGCAUGGCAAAAAGUUAUGCAUUGGCUACCGGUUCUGAAGAGGGCGCGCGCUCAAGAACGCUCGAGGGCCUUCUCAAGUGCCCCUCCAUAG